Messenger RNA from Phlebotomus argentipes, 2427 nucleotides. Its product is annotated as solute carrier family 22 member 3-like. Bases 55 to 1806 code for a protein of 583 amino acids. The transcript is spliced from 3 exons. Lineage: Eukaryota; Metazoa; Arthropoda; Insecta; Diptera; Psychodidae. Gene Ontology annotation, cellular component: membrane. Gene Ontology annotation, molecular function: transmembrane transporter activity. Gene Ontology annotation, biological process: transmembrane transport. The record is from RefSeq and is a predicted model, not a curated record.
UGUUCUGGAGAGGAGAGUCAGUGCUGGUGGAGUUCUCACCAAGGCAGCAUCGCAAUGUCGGAGAAGACGCAAAAGCGCGCUAGUGAUGAGCCCAGUUUCGCGGGCAUUCUCGAUGAGUUGGGUGAAUUCGGUCGCUUCCAGAUCUUCAUCUACGUCCUCCUCUUCCUGCCCAUCUUCCUCGGCAACAUGUACACCCUCAACUUCAUCUUCACCGCCGCCGAAGUAGAUUAUCGCUGUCACAUCAGCGAGUGUGAGCCUCCGGACGCGCCAUUUGACUCCAACGACCCAUUCUUGGACUACGCUCUGCCGCCUGGCCAGGAGUCCUGCAAGCGCUUCGCCCACAUCAACACCACCAGCGAGUGCUCAUCCUCCAGCUUCGACCACAGCCAAGAGGUGGACUGCAGUGAGUUCAUCUUCGCCGGUCCGGAGCACACCAUCGUUAGCGAGUGGGAUUUGACCUGUCCGGCCAACGAGUGGAAGAUGUCUCUGGUGGGGACGAUCAACAAUGUGGGCCAGUUCAUUGCACUGCCCAUCACAGGUUUCAUCUCCGACCGCUUCGGCCGCAAGACAGCCCUGACGGUGGGAACCAUCAUCAGUGGGGUCUUUGGCAUCAUCAAGUCCUUCUCGGUGAAUUAUCCAAUGUUCCUCACCGUGGAGCUUCUGGAGUCCGGCCUCGGAUCUGGCGCCUACAGCGCCUGCUUCGUGUACGGAAUGGAGGCUGUGGGAGCCUCCAAGAGACUCCUCGGCGGCGUCAUUAUGACCAGCACUUACGCUCUCGGCCAAGCAUUCUACGGACUCAUCGCCAUGUGGACCAAAGACUGGAGGAGCAUGAUAAGAAUGAGUGCGAAUUCGGCUAUUUCAAUUAACAACACCAUAUUGUGCGUAUUAAUUGACAGAUGGGCGUAUUCUCCAGCUCUGUUGCUCAUCCUCUACUUCUGGAUCAUGCCGGAGAGUCUGCGCUGGCUCUUGGCGUCGGGGCGCUUUCACAGGGCGCGUCGGCUGAUCAAGAAAGUCGCCAAGGUGAACAGAGUCACGCUGUCUGAGGAGUCACAGAAGGUGCUGGACGAGAAAGUGGCGGGAUCGGACAGACUACCAACUGAGCUGGACGCAGAAGCCUCUCCGAAGAAUCCUUAUCCGCUGCGCACUGUGUGCCAUUCGCCAAUUCUCCUGUGGCGCCUCGCCACGUGCUCUUUCGUCUGGAUGACCAACGCCUUCGUGUACUACGGCCUGGUGCUGAAUUCCGUGGCCAUCGGCGGCGACAAGUACGUCAACUUCAUCCUGAUCUGCCUCAUCGAGCUGCCCGCCUUCGUCAUCUGCUAUCUGAUAGUGGACAGAGCCGGAAGGAGGAUCACACUGAGCAUAUCACUGCUGAUAGCUGGUCUGUCGUGUCUAGCGCAACUCUUCCUGCCCACUGAAGGAGUGGAAGCUGUCAAGCUGGUGCUCUUUCUCACUGGUAAAUUCAGUAUCACAGUGUCCUUCACGACACUCUACCUCUUCACCAAUGAACUCUUCCCCACGGAACUGCGACACAGUCUGAUGGCAUUCUGCUCCAUGAUGGGAAGACUGGGAGGAAUAGUUGCUCCACAAACGCCGCUUCUGGGAAAGUACGUGGAAUUCUUGCCAAUGACGCUAUUCUUCAGCACAGCCUUCAUCUCUUCCCUGAUCAUUCUGCAGUAUCCGGAAACGCUGAACACCACACUUCCGGACACAGUUCAAGAGGCUGAAAAGAUUGGCGCCAACUCAAGAGGUCUGUUUGGUGUGUGCUGGAGCAAGAUCAGACGAAGGGAGGAAAGACAGGAGAGAUGAGAAAUUAUGUACAAUAAUCACUGUGCCUUCAGUCACAUUUGUUGUGUCGUUUUUACAGCAGGUAUUCUUGCAAAGUAUUGUUGAUAUUUUAGAGAGAAAAAGAGAGAGACAGAGGGAGUAAAAUAGAUAAUAUAGAAGUGUUAAUUGUGUUUUUCAUGGCUUUUCGCAGAGGGAAAAACUGGGUCAAGUCCAUAAAUUGCACAUAUCUUAACUGCUGACCAGAGUCAAGUAGCCAAACUUGAGUUUUUGAUAAGAAAUAGCACACCUCUGAAGAUUGCAGUAUAUUUCACAUUUCCAAAUUCUGCAACAUUCACCAAAAAAUACACAUAAUUUCAUCUAUUUUCAACACGUCAAUCACAGACACAGACUUUCCAUGUAAUUGAGAUUAAUUGUGGGAUGAUUAACGAGCAAUUUUGUUGUUCUUUUUUCUUCAACUGCCGCAAUCACAACAUUUUUCCACCGCCUUUUUGCCAAUAAUAUAUUGUCAAUUAUGAGUGCGCGUGAUAAUGCGCCAAAAAGCGAGCACAAUAUUGAACUUGCCAACGAAAUAAUUGCGAGAUGUUUCACUGGAAAAAUUUUGGUUGUCUUAUCAAUAUUUUCAUUUUGGGGUGUCAGAGAAGA